AUGGCUUCCUCGGACGCUCAGCGACGCCACUACCAGGCCCCGCGUACGAUGAGCCACGUCACAUCGAUGGUCAACGAGCCGUUUCCGAGUCCCAACGCGCUGUCGGCGGCGACCAAGUCGCACGUCCAGGGCCGGUUCCGUAUCUCGACGCGCAAGCUGCCCAUCUCCAAGUCCGGCCCCAUAGACGACCUGACGGAGCGCAUCGGGAUUCCCAUGCCUGAGAUGAUCUUCGGCGACAACCUCGUGUCGGUGGAGCACAUACCCACGGGCUGGUCCGUGGCCUUCUCGACGCCCGACGCCCUCGACGCCGUGGACAAGACGGAGAAGAAGAUGCUCAGGGUGGCGUACGCGCGCGACUGGGAGAGCACGCGCGAGGACCAGACCCAGAAGAUCAAGGAGGCCGUAAAACCCUACGACUGGAGCUACUCGACCGAGUACAAGGGGACCGUAACCAACAGCAAGAGCAAGGGCAAGAGCGAGGGCGAGGGCGAAGGCGAGGGCGCCGCGAACGGCGUGGGCCGUACACCCGUGCUGGCACCCACGAAAGAGGUCAUACCCAUCGAGUUGCUCAAGCGCCGCGACCCCAUCCUCUUCUUCGACGAGGUGGUCCUAUACGAGAGCGAGCUCGACGACAACGGCAUCUCCAUCUACAGUGCCAAGCUGCGCGUCCACGAGAGACGCAUGCUCCUCCUCUGCCGGCUGUUUAUGCGCCUCGACAACGUCCUCGUGCGUAUCCGGGACACGCGCAUAUAUGUCGACUUCGAGACGGACCUCGUCAUUCGGGAUUAUACUGCCAAGGAGGCCAGCUUUGAUGAAGUAAAGAGGAGACUCCUCAUGACCGGCCGCCUACCAGACGACAUAACCAUUUCCCUACGAGAUCCCAACGUGUUAGACCAGUUUCUCAAAGUCGUCGAGCAUGAGACCGAGGCAGUCCACCUGAAAGACUAUUCUUGA
Molecule: messenger RNA, 954 nt
Organism: Geosmithia morbida
Lineage: Eukaryota; Fungi; Ascomycota; Sordariomycetes; Hypocreales; Bionectriaceae
Exons: 2
Coding region: 1-954 (317 amino acids)
Biological process (GO): TOR signaling
Cellular component (GO): cytosol
Source: RefSeq, a predicted model, not a curated record